Messenger RNA from Ipomoea triloba (trilobed morning glory), 1750 nucleotides. Its product is annotated as beta-glucuronosyltransferase GlcAT14A-like. Gene Ontology annotation, molecular function: glucuronosyltransferase activity. The record is from RefSeq and is a predicted model, not a curated record. The coding region runs from base 376 to 1683 and encodes 435 amino acids. The transcript has 5 exons. Gene Ontology annotation, cellular component: membrane. Lineage: Eukaryota; Viridiplantae; Streptophyta; Magnoliopsida; Solanales; Convolvulaceae.
AUCAAAAAGAAGUGUUUGACUAGCGCUAUGAUACUUUAAAGUUUAACCUCUCUUGAUUUUAAUUACCCAUCAUUUACGGAACCAUGUACGGUCGUCGCUCUCUCUCUCUUCCUCGUCGCUCUCUCUGCGUUUGAAUGCCCGUCGCAAGUUGUAGACUUGUAACGCACUUGUGUGUUUUCUGGGCCCCCCUUAUUGGUGUUGUUCUUAAAUUGGAGAAAUGCUGGUUCUGCUUCCAUAGCUAAAACUCCUUGGUUUAUUUUUGGUCCUUGUUUUAGGAAGAUCAAGAUUAAAGCUUGAGGCUCUAUACCCUUUCUGUUCAAUUCAUUUCAAAUUUGGGGUCUUCACUGCAAUAUCGGAUAAAGAAGGCGGCAAGAUAUGAGGAAAAGCAUCAAUUUCCACUCGGGGAGGAUUUUCAGUGACAGAAGGUGGAAAAUCCCAUUCUUUCUAAGUUUGCUUGUAUCCAUUACUCUGUUUAUGGCAACUAUUUCUGGGAUAUAUACUUCAUCGUAUGGUAGGGAACAAGUGGAAUUUGAUAUCAAAACUUUCAGCGAGCCAGAAGAUUCUGGCGAGUACUUUGUAGACUCAGAGUUGAGGUCAUCAAUGCAGAAUGGGGUUCUAAAAACCGAACCUCCUAGGUUUGCUUAUCUCAUAUCGGGCACAAAGGGUGAUAGCCAAAGAUUGUUGAGGACUCUGCAAGCUGUCUAUCAUCCGAGAAAUCAGUAUAUUCUGCAUAUGGAUCUUGAAGCUCCACCCCGUGAAAGGUUGAACUUGACAAUGACAGUGAAAAAUGAUCCAACUUUCCGUCAAGUGCUGAAUGUCCGUGUAAUGGAACAAUCGAACUUGGUGACUUACAAGGGCCCUACAAUGAUUGCUACUACCUUACAGGCUAUAGCAAUUAUGUUGAAGGAAAGUUCAGAUUGGGACUGGUUUAUCAAUCUCAGUGCUUCUGAUUACCCUCUCGUGACUCAGGAUGAUCUCCUUCAUGUUUUCUCCAAUUUGUCGAGAGAUUUGAAUUUCAUAGAACAUAUGCAGCUUUAUGGGUGGAAAUUGAACCAAAGAGCAAGGCCCAUAGUUGUUGAUCCAGGUCUUUAUUUGUCUAAGAAAUCUGAUCUCUCUACGACUUCUCAACGUCGAUCACUUCCAACAUAUUUUAAGUUGUUCACAGGCUCAGCAUGGGUGAUACUGACUCGCUCUUUCCUCGAGUACUGCAUAUGGGGAUGGGAUAACCUUCCGCGAACUCUUCUCAUGUAUUAUUCUAAUUUUGUAUCCUCACCCGAAGGCUAUUUCCACACCACCAUUUGCAACACUGAUGAGUUUCGUAGCACUGCAAUAAACCAUGAUCUGCACUACAUUGCGUGGGACUACCCUCCCAAGCAACACCCUCUCUUGCUAACACUCAAGGACUUCGACAAGAUGGUCAACAGCAGUGCUGCAUUUGCUAGAAAAUUUCGCAGGGAUGAUCCCGUGCUAGACAAGAUUGACCAAGAAUUGCUGGGACGCACGAAUCGUUUUGCACCCGGGGCUUGGUGUGUUGGAAGCGAGGAAGACGGAGGUGAUCCAUGUUCUGUGCUUGGUGAUGAUUCAGUGUUUAGGCCUGGUCCUGGUGCAAAGAGGCUGGAGGGCCUAAUGCAGAAGCUGCUAUCUGAAGAUUUUCGUAGUAAACAAUGUUUGGCUAAAAAUUGAGAGACAAAGUCAUACAGUUUGAGCGUUUAUGGUGAAAGUGAUACAGAAAAUGAGGUUUAACAGAGAA